Molecule: messenger RNA, 243 nt
Organism: Anisakis simplex (herring worm)
Lineage: Eukaryota; Metazoa; Nematoda; Chromadorea; Rhabditida; Anisakidae
Source: the annotation of a GenBank genome assembly
AUGUUGCAGCAUUUACGACAUAAUGGUAAUAGUAAUAAUAAUAGUAAUGUUGAUAUAAGAGAAUCACCCCGUUGCGAGUUAUGUCCAUUUGGAGAUGGUGCGUUGAAACGAACUGAUAGCGAUGGUUGGGCACACGUCAUCUGCGCGUUGUAUAUACCCGAAGUGCGUUUCGGUGAUGUGCACAGUAUGGAUCCGGUUAUCAUUAGUGAUGUUCCUCUUGAACGGUACUUCUUUUUGAAUUUG